This is a messenger RNA of Thalassophryne amazonica, 1182 nucleotides long. Its product is annotated as transmembrane protein 272-like. NCBI's taxonomy places the organism in Eukaryota, Metazoa, Chordata, Actinopteri, Batrachoidiformes, Batrachoididae. The transcript is spliced from 5 exons. The record is from RefSeq and is a predicted model, not a curated record. The coding region runs from base 141 to 665 and encodes 174 amino acids.
AACGCCUCGUCGCACCUGCCCGCGGGCGACAGUUAGAGCUACGCGCGCAUUCACACACGGAGCGGAACCUGAGCUGAGAGCACGAGCAGCAGAAGGGAGGAGGUCCGGUCCAAAACAGGAGCAACCCUCAUUUACUAAAGAUGGCAAGUUCCACGCUUCUGCAACGUAUUCUGAGGCCUGCUGCAGUCGCAACCCCGGUACUGGUGUUCUCCAAGGUGAUCGUCUGCGUCUUGCCCAUUGCUCAGAUUGCAAUCGGUGCAAAGUACUUGAAGGAGUGUCCGCGGCAGGACAACAUCCCCAUCUAUCUGGUGGUAAUGGGCAUGUUCGGCUUAAUGCUCACGGUGCUUUCCUGCCUGCCGUGCACGCAGGAGUCCGAAGAAGGAGCCCGCAGCACGCUUAACCGCCUGUGCGUUACGUGGAACUCCAUUGUGUCCCUCUUCCUUUUCUGCUGGUUUAUUGCAGGUAACGUGUGGAUCUACUCUAUUUACGAGCCGAGUUAUAAUAAAACGACGUCCCACAACGAGAUGUAUUGCAACAAGACGCUGUACCUGUUCGCCUUCUGGACCACCACGUUGGUCUACAUUUUUCUGGGUUUGUUCCUGGUAAUCAGCUGCUGCGUUCUUGUCUGCUUCUUCAUAUUGGGCCGAGCCGACCCUGACGAUUAGUGAGAUUUUCACACCAAUCGAUGAGGAGAUCUGUAACAAUUAUUAGAGUUCUUUUUAGAUUAUAAAGUGGAAACAGGAACACCAGACUGAGGCUUUACAAAUGAAAGAAACUGAUAAACAAGCUCAUUUCAAGCUACAUUUAACUUCAACCACACCUGCUCUUAAUUUUCUUCAUUCAUACACAAUCUACCAAACAUCCAGCAGGGGGCAGUGUUUAACAUGUGCAUCAAUAUAUAUAUAUUUAAAAAAAUCUUUCUAUCCUCAGUAUAUGUGCUUUAAAUUUGGAGGCAUUUUAUUUUUAUUUUGACUUGUGUUGACAACGUGGAGGGGAUACACUCGUUUUCUUUUCUUCUACAGGAUGCAUAGUAAUAAUUUGAGUGUGUCUGCUGGUUUGAAUAUCGAAUCGCUGUCGUGAUUUUAUUUGACUUUAAAGAAAAUGUCAAGUUGUUUACGUGUUGAGCUGAGAAUUUGGCUCAUAAUAUUUCACAGAUGAUAAGGUAACAUGUGAAACGGCUGU